AUGGUCGAGCUCGUUCACUUUGAUCGCACGAGCGAAGACGUACAGUCGCGGCUCAUGGAACUCUCGCUCGCGACCAUUGUGUGGCACCUCGCGUGGUGCACCAUGGACAGCGGCGCGAUCGUCGGGCGCAUGGCCAUGGCGGUGCAGCCGAUGUGGACGCACGUCGUUCCCAGCUCGAUUAGCACCGUGAUGGCGCUCGUGCCCGCAGCGACGGGCAGCCAUGCCGUGCGCGACCACGUCUGGAUGCCCGUCGACAAGAAGUCGUUCGCCGUGCAGCUGUUCAACACGACGGAAGGGCCGCUCGGGGACAUCCGCGCUAACCCGAGCACGAACCGCCUCUACAUCGUCUCGACGAACGACCAGGAGCCCACGUCAUCGACGGCCGCGUCCAACUCGUCGGGGCCGAGCGGUUCUCGAAGCCUUUCAUGAGCAACGCCGCUCACGGAUCUCGUUCGCAGCGUCACCCAGCGCUGCCUCGACG
This is a messenger RNA of Saprolegnia diclina VS20, 481 nucleotides long. RefSeq lists its product as hypothetical. The record is from RefSeq and is a predicted model, not a curated record. The transcript has a single exon. NCBI's taxonomy places the organism in Eukaryota, Oomycota, Saprolegniomycetes, Saprolegniales, Saprolegniaceae. The coding region runs from base 1 to 429 and encodes 142 amino acids.